Messenger RNA from Momordica charantia (bitter melon), 1519 nucleotides. Its product is annotated as Ubiquitin carboxyl-terminal hydrolase family protein. Lineage: Eukaryota; Viridiplantae; Streptophyta; Magnoliopsida; Cucurbitales; Cucurbitaceae. The record is from RefSeq and is a predicted model, not a curated record. Gene Ontology annotation, molecular function: RNA binding.
UCUAUAAAUUAAUUAAUAAAAUUCUGCCACAGAGUUGAUUUAAAUUUCAAAAAAUUCAAAAUAAUUUUUCUAAGCAAUUAAAAUACUUCGGACUUCCUUUUUAGAAUCAGCAAGCAAAUGAAAACUCUAAUGGCUUGGCGCCUUCUCUUCACGAAUCUCAAAUCCACUCAAACCCUAACCCUGCCCCAAAUCGUCCGCCAUUUUUCUGCUUCCUUCCUUAAGGAGAACCAGAAUCUUCGUCUUCCUGAACCUCAUCAGUUACUCUUCACCUCCCCAUUCUCCACCUCCUUCCUCGUGACCAAGCUACCGAAGAAGUUCAAGAAGAAACGCAAGAAACGCGAAAGCCCUAGGAUCAAGCUCGUGCAAUCGGAAUCCAGUCGCGUCUCCCACUUCGAGCGAAUCGUCGAAGCGGAUUCCUUCUUCAGGUUUCUUUUCAGGUCCAAGGAUUUCCUCUUGAAGCAGCCGGAGCACGUUGUUCGCCUCGACGAUGCCGGCAAGCUCUACCGCGAACUCGGCUUUCCGAGAGGUCGCAAAGUGGCUCGAUCCAUCGAGCGCCACCCGCUCCUUUUUGAACCCUACCGUCACGCCGACGGGAAAAUGUGGUUCGGAUUUACGGAGUUCAUGGAGGGGUUGAUCGAGGAAGAGAGACGGAUUAUGGACUCCAUGGAGAUGGACCGAGUUAGAACUGUGCGGAAAUUGCUGAUGAUGUCGGCGAAUAAGCGGAUUCCAUUGAGCAAAAUCUACCACUGUAGGUCGCUGUUUGGGAUUCCAGAGGAUUUCAGAGAUCGAGUAGCGAAGUAUCCGAAUUACUUCAGAGUUGUGGUUGAAGAUGAUGGGAAGAGGAUUCUCGAAUUGGUGAAUUGGGAUCCAUUGUUGGCUGUAAGUCAGAUCGAGAGAGAGUUUGUGGUGAACGAGGAGAAGGCGAAAAGGGCAUUCAAAUUUCCAGUGAAACAUGGGAAGGAUUUGGAUUUGGACGAGGAUGACACGAGGAAGCUGAAUUUGUUGAACACGCUUCCAUUGGUAUCGCCAUAUUCAGACGGAUCGAAGCUGGAACUUUGGACAUUGGAAGCACAGAAGUACAGAGUUGGAGUUUUACACGAGUUCUUGAGCUUGACACUGGAGAAGAAGGCUUCUAUUCACCAUAUUGUGGAGUUUAAGGAGGAGUUUAGCUUGACAAAGCAUACUUAUCAAAUGCUUCUGAAGCAACCGAGAACCUUCUAUCUCGCAGGAACAGAAAUGAAUUGGGUUGUUUUCUUGAAAGAUGCAUACAAUGAAGAAAAUGGCGACUUGAUUGAGAAGGACCCUCAAGUUGUUUUCAAUGAGAAGCUGCGUAGAUAUGCUCAGAUGCAGAAAAUGGAAUCAAAUUCCAUUCAGAAAUGAACUGUUCAAAUUGCUCAGCAAAAAAAUCUAUUACUCCAAUGAGUUAAGUAUGUAUAUCUCCUUUGGCAGACUUUGUUUUGCCGAUUCUUUGCCUGUUUAAAGUUUUGAUUAAUGUGGGAUUUGACAGAGUACGAACGAA